AUGGUGCCACCCUCAGGCGAGGCAGCCACCACCCCCGGGGACUGUGGAGAACCACCUUUGCUUGUCCUCACAAAUACGGGAUCAGCCACCAAAUACGGGACCAGCUACCAUCCUUCCCCCCUCUCUGAGAAGACGGAGUGGUCCGAGCCGUGGCUGGUGGGGCUGGCGGUUUUCCACGUCCUCUGCUUCCUCCUAACGUACGUCUCUUUCCAGCACUACCGGGUGCAAAUAGGGCACUUCCUCUGCAUGGUGGGCUUAGUGUACUGUGCUGAAUAUAUAAAUGAAUUAGCAGCCAUGAAUUGGAGGCUGUUUUCUAAAUACCAGUACUUUGAUUCAAGAGGAAUGUUUAUUUCGCUAGUAUUUUCAGCACCACUGCUGGUGAAUACUAUUAUAAUUGUGGUCACCUGGGUUUAUAGAACUUUGAACGUAAUGACUGAAUUGAAGACACUACAGCAGAGAAUGAAGGCAGAAAAAGAGAAAAAGAAGUGACAGCACCUAACACUAUUUUUUUUAAAUUCUAAUAAUGCUUGUCCAGGUAAUCAGUCCUUCUGCACGUUUAUCCAGA
Molecule: messenger RNA, 565 nt
Organism: Charadrius vociferus (killdeer)
Lineage: Eukaryota; Metazoa; Chordata; Aves; Charadriiformes; Charadriidae
Gene: TMEM18
Product: transmembrane protein 18
Exons: 5
Coding region: 1-489 (162 amino acids)
Cellular component (GO): nuclear membrane
Source: RefSeq, a predicted model, not a curated record